Messenger RNA from Dermatophagoides farinae (American house dust mite), 1117 nucleotides. RefSeq lists its product as uncharacterized. NCBI's taxonomy places the organism in Eukaryota, Metazoa, Arthropoda, Arachnida, Sarcoptiformes, Pyroglyphidae. The record is from RefSeq and is a predicted model, not a curated record.
AUGUCAUUAAUUGAUGAAUCGUAUGCAAAAUUCCAUUCAAUUGGUUCAAAAUUACCUAUUGAUUAUCAUCGGGAAAAAAAUCAUCAUUUACCAUCAUGGAUCGAUAUGGAUCGAAUCAAAAAAAUUCGAUCAUUAUAUGAUCGAUAUUCAUAUAGUAUUGUUUUUAGCCAUUUAAGUGGUUUAUUAGUGUUGAUUUUUAAUCCAUCCAUUUAUAAAACAUUAAAUAAAACGGGAAAAUCAAAAAAUUUGGUCACAACAUUUUAUCGUUAUUAUUAUACAGCAUUUUUUGUUCGUGAAUGGUAUGUGAAUAAAAUUUGGUUAAAAAAUGAUAUCGCAUAUGAAACAUUGAACAUUGUAAAAAACAUGCACGCCAAUGUAUCGGAUAAACAAAAUGAAGGAAAAAUGCCGAAUAAAGAUACAAUGUCCAUUUCGUGUGUCGAUAUGACCUUAACACAGUGGGCUUUUGUUGGAUUUUUGGUUCUUUAUCCAAAAGAAAUUGGUUUUUCAUUGCGAAAAGAAGAUAUCGAAACAAUUGUCCAUUUUUGGGCCGUUAUUGGUCAUCUGUUAGGCAUUGAAGAUGAAUAUAAUCUUUGUCUUGGUGAUCUACAUACUGUUCGCAAACGUUGUCAAUUGAUUCUGGAUAAUGAUGUACGUCCACAUUUUUUGAAUUAUGAUCAUGAUUCAGCUACAAUGGUUGAAAGAAUACUGGAUUCAUAUAAUCAAUACAUAAUUGGAUCAAGAUUUACAUUGUUCAUUAAAUUUGUAUUUGACACUAUACAAAUUGAAAAACCAAUGCCCAUCACAAUGAAUCGUAUGGAUGCGUUCUUCUAUCGCAUGUUUAUGUAUCUGUUACAAAAUCUUUAUUUCAAUUAUGCAAUCAUCAGAUUUCUGAUUAAUCAAUAUAAUGAAUUGGUUAUUUUUAUCAUGAAAUCAAAAAUGGUACGCAGAUUUAUUGCAAAUCGGUUACAAAAAAUGGAUCUGCAAAGCAACGGUAACAUUCGGGUGGUGAUGGAUUGAAAAUUUUUUUUGUUUUGAAAUUUUUUUUUUAAACAAAUAAUCAAACACACACGCCAUCUAGUAUCCAAUUUUCACAUUAUUAGUUAGUCAAAAAUUUUUA